Sycon ciliatum is the source of this 7622-nucleotide messenger RNA. Its product is annotated as pre-mRNA-processing-splicing factor 8. Gene Ontology annotation, cellular component: catalytic step 2 spliceosome; U5 snRNP. NCBI's taxonomy places the organism in Eukaryota, Metazoa, Porifera, Calcarea, Leucosolenida, Sycettidae. The record is from RefSeq and is a predicted model, not a curated record. The transcript is spliced from 41 exons. Gene Ontology annotation, molecular function: protein binding; U2 snRNA binding; U1 snRNA binding. Bases 138 to 7118 code for a protein of 2326 amino acids. Gene Ontology annotation, biological process: mRNA splicing, via spliceosome; spliceosomal tri-snRNP complex assembly.
UUUGUGAAGAGAAUGUAGCUGUGGAUGCAUGUGCAUGGCGGAUGACCUGAGAUUUUUCAUCAUUAGGUGUCCUUGACCUACUGCUCCAGUGCUGAAUUUUUCUUAUCAGACUUUGCCCCGAAGGGCAAACGAGGGAGAUGGCUUCACCAUAUGGACCCGCUCAAGGUGUGCCACCGCCGCCUAGGCCCCUCAGUGAAGCUCAACUCGAAGAGAAAGCCAAGAAAUGGCAGCAGUUGCAAGGAAAGCGCUAUGCCGAGAAGAGAAAGUUUGGCUUUGUCGAAGCUCAGAAGGAGGACAUGCCGCCAGAGCACAUUCGAAAGAUUGUGCGCGACCACGGCGAUAUGACCAACCGCAAGUUUCGCCACGACAAGCGUGUCUAUCUCGGUGCCUUGAAGUACAUGCCUCACGCCAUUCUCAAGCUGCUUGAGAACAUGCCCAUGCCAUGGGAGCAGAUCCGCGAUGUCAAGGUCAUCUACCACAUCACCGGCGCCAUCACGUUUGUCAACGAGAUCCCGUUCGUUGUCGAGCCAAUUUACAUUGCCCAGUGGGGAACCAUGUGGGUGAUGAUGAGGCGUGAGAAGCGCGACCGUCGCCACUUUAAGAGGAUGCGCUUCCCGCCGUUUGACGACGAGGAAAUGGCGCUUGAUUAUGCUGACAACAUUCUGGAUGUGGAGCCACUAGAGCCCAUUCAGAUUGAGCUCGACGAGGAUGAGGAUGCUGCCGUGUGUGAGUGGUUCUAUGACCACAAACCUCUGGUGGACACGAAGAUGGUGAACGGAUCAACAUACAGGAGGUGGAACAUAACACUGCCAGUGAUGUCCAAUCUCUACCGUCUUGCCGGCCAGUUGCUGACAGAUCUGGUGGACAGCAACUACUUCUACUUGUUUGACAUGAAGUCGUUCUUCACGUCAAAGGCACUGAACCAAGCCGUUCCCGGUGGGCCCAAGUUCGAGCCACUGGUGCGCGAAAACCUUCUGGAUGAGGACUGGAACGAGUUCAACGACAUCAACAAGAUUAUCAUUCGCCAGCCCAUCCGGACGGAGUACAGGAUUGCUUUCCCGUACCUGUACAACAGCUUGCCACACAAGGUGCACCUGUCCUGGUACCACGAGCCAAAUGUGGUCUUCAUCAAGACUGAGGAUCCCGACUUGCCCGCAUUUUACUUUGAUCCGCUGAUCAAUCCGAUAGCGCAGCGUGGUGAUCUGAAGUUUGUGGAGCCACAACCCGAUGAGAACGAGGAGUUUGUCCUGCCCGAUUUCGUCGAGCCAUUCCUUGGUGACUACCCACUCUACACGGAUAACACAGCCAACGGCAUUGCUUUGCUGUGGGCUCCUCGCCCAUUCAACCUGCGCUGCGGUCGCACACGUCGUGCCAUUGACAUUCCCCUGGUGAAUGACUGGUAUCGUGAACAUUGUCCCCCGGGACAGCCAGUAAAAGUGCGCGUCUCCUAUCAGAAACUGUUGAAGUGCUACGUUCUCAAUGCAUUGAAGCGCAGAAAGCCAAAGGGCCUCAAGAAGCGGUAUUUAUUCCGUUCGUUCUUGUCGACAAAGUUCUUCCAGUCGACUAAGCUUGACUGGGUCGAGGCUGGUCUGCAGGUGUGCCGACAGGGCUACAACAUGCUCAACUUGCUCAUUCACCGAAAGAGUCUCAACUACUUGCAUCUGGACUACAAUUUCAACCUGAAGCCAACCAAGACGCUCACCACCAAAGAAAGAAAGAAGUCGCGUUUCGGAAACGCCUUCCAUUUGUGUCGUGAGAUCUUGCGUCUGACCAAGCUCGUUGUUGACUCGCAUGUCCAGUAUCGCCUUGGCAACUUGGAUGCUUUUCAGUUGUCAGAUGGUCUUCAGUAUAUCUUCGCUCACGUCGGCCAGCUGACUGGUAUGUAUCGUUACAAGUACAAGCUCAUGAGACAGAUCCGCAUGUGCAAGGAUCUGAAGCAUCUCAUCUACUACCGAUUCAACACGGGUCCUGUGGGAAAGGGUCCCGGCUGUGGAGUGUGGGCGCCUGGCUGGCGUGUCUGGGUCUUCUUCACCCGCGGUAUUGUACCGUUGCUGGAGCGUUGGCUGGGCAACCUGCUUUCGCGUCAGUUCGAGGGUCGUCACAGCAAGGGUGUUGCCAAGACCGUCACCAAGCAGCGUGUGGAGAGUCACUUUGACCUGGAACUUCGCGCAGCUGUUAUGCAUGACAUCUUGGACAUGAUGCCAGAAGGAAUCAAGCAGAACAAGGCCAAGACAAUCUUGCAGCACUUGAGCGAGGCGUGGCGUUGCUGGAAGGCGAAUAUUCCGUGGAAGGUACCCGGUCUGCCGACACCUAUCGAGAACAUGAUCCUGCGGUACGUCAAGUCGAAAGCAGACUGGUGGACAAACACAUCUCACUACAACCGUGAGCGUAUCCGCCGUGGUGCAACUGUUGACAAGACGGUGUGCAAGAAGAACCUGGGACGUCUGACCCGUCUCUACCUGAAGGCCGAGCAGGAGCGACAGCACAACUACUUGAAGGACGGUCCGUAUGUGUCCGCCGAGGAAGCCGUCGCCAUCUUCACCACCAUGGUCCACUGGCUGGAAAGCCGGCGCUUCUCGCCAAUCCCUUUCCCGCCGCUCUCCUACAAGCAUGACACCAAGCUGCUCAUUCUCUGCUUGGAACGUCUCAAAGAGGCAUACCAUGUCCAGAGUCGUCUUAAUCAGUCGCAGCGUGAAGAGCUGGCACUUAUUGAGCAGGCGUACGACAACCCUCACGAGGCGUUGUCCCGUAUCAAGCGUCACCUCCUCACACAGCGUGCUUUCAAGGAGGUUGGCAUAGAGUUCAUGGAUCUGUACAGCCACAUUGUUCCUGCGUAUGAUGUGGAGCCACUGGAGAAGAUCACCGAUGCCUACCUGGACCAGUAUCUCUGGUACGAAGCAGACAAGCGGCGUUUGUUCCCACCGUGGAUCAAGCCGGGCGAUUCCGAGCCUCCUCCACUGCUAGUCUACAAGUGGUGCAAUGGCAUCAACAACUUGCAGGAGGUGUGGGAAUACAAUGAGGGCGAAUGCAACGUUCUGCUGCAGAGCAAGUUUGACAAGAUGUACGAGAAGAUCGACUUGACGCUGAUGAACCGACUGCUGCGUCUGAUCGUGGAUCACAACAUUGCUGACUACAUGACGGCCAAGAACAACGUGGUCAUCACCUACAAGGACAUGAACCACACCAACUCUUACGGUAUCCUGCGUGGUCUGCAGUUUGCCACUUUCAUCACGCAGUACUACGGCUUGGUGCUGGACCUGCUGCUGCUGGGUCUGCAGCGUGCCAGCGAAAUGGCCGGCCCUCCGCAGCUGCCCAACGACUUCUUGACGUUCCAGGAUGUACCAACUGAAACCAGCCAUCCUAUUCGUCUGUACUGCCGAUAUGUUGACAAGAUCUACAUGUACUUCAGGUUCUCUGCCGAUGAGUCCCGUGACCUGAUCCAGCGUUUCCUGACCGAGCAUCCCGAUCCAAACAAUGAGAACAUCGUCGGCUACAACAACAAGAAGUGCUGGCCCCGAGAUGCACGCAUGCGCCUGAUGAAGCACGACGUCAACCUUGGCCGUGCUGUCUUCUGGGACAUGAAGAACCGCUUGCCCCGCUCCAUCACCACACUGCUGUGGGAUAACAGCUUUGUCAGUGUCUACAGCAAGGACAACCCCAACUUGCUUUUCAACAUGUCGGGCUUUGAGUGCCGCAUUUUGCCGAAGAUGCGCGCACCGUUUGAGGAGGUGGCCACACGUGACGGCGUCUGGCAUUUGCAGAACGAGGUCACCAAAGAACGUACGGCGACGUGCUACCUGCGUGUGGAAGAGGAGCACAUUGGUAGCUUCCACAACCGUAUCCGUCAGAUUCUGAUGGCAUCCGGAUCAACGACGUUCACUAAGAUCAUCAACAAGUGGAACACGGCUCUCAUUGGCUUGAUGACAUACUUCCGUGAGGCCGUUGUCAACACUCAGGAACUUCUCGACUUGCUGGUCAAGUGUGAGAACAAGAUCCAAACGCGUGUGAAGAUUGGUUUGAACAGUAAGAUGCCCAGUCGUUUCCCGCCAGUGGUCUUCUACACACCCAAGGAACUCGGUGGUCUUGGCAUGUUGUCCAUGGGACAUGUGCUCAUUCCUCAGUCUGAUCUUAGAUGGUGCAAACAGACGGACACAGGCAUCACUCACUUCCGCUCUGGUCUCAGCCACGAGCAGGACCAGCUGAUUCCCAAUCUGUACCGCUACAUUCAGGCUUGGGAGGCCGAGUUCAUCGACUCGCAGCGUGUCUGGGCCGAGUACGCUCUCAAGAGGAAAGAUGCCAAUGCACAGAACAGACGUCUUACUCUUGAGGAUCUGGAAGACUCCUGGGACCGUGGUAUUCCACGUAUCAACACUCUGUUCCAGAAGGACCGGCACACCCUGGCGUAUGACAAGGGAUGGCGUGUGCGCUGUGAAUUCAAGCAGUUCAAUCAAUGCAAGCACAUCUCGUUCUGGUGGACUCACCAGCGUCACGACGGCAAGCUAUGGAACUUGAACAACUACCGCUCGGACAUGAUCCAAGCCCUGGGUGGCGUGGAAGGUAUCCUUGAGCACACGCUCUUCAAGGGCACCUACUUCCCAACCUGGGAGGGUCUCUUCUGGGAGAAGUCCAGCACAUUUGAGGAGUCCAUGAAGUACAAGAAGCUGACCAAUGCCCAGAGGUCUGGUCUGAAUCAGAUCCCGAACCGCCGCUUCACACUCUGGUGGUCACCCACUAUCAACAGAGCCAACGUGUACGUUGGUUUCCAAGUACAGCUCGACUUGACUGGUAUCUUCAUGCACGGCAAGAUUCCAACGCUGAAGAUUUCCCUCAUUCAGAUCUUCCGUGCUCAUUUGUGGCAGAAGGUUCACGAGAGCAUCGUGAUGGACUUGUGUCAGGUAUUUGACAAUGAACUGGACGCCUUAGAGAUCAACACAGUCCAAAAGGAGACAAUCCAUCCGAGAAAGUCCUACAAGAUGAACAGCUCCUGUGCAGACAUUCUGCUCUUUGCUUCGUACCGUUGGAAUGUCUCUAAGCCAUCGCUCAUCGCCGACACCAAGGACACGAUGGACAGCACAUCAACUCAGAAGUACUGGGUGGACGUUCAGCUGCGAUGGGGCGACUACGACUCGCACGACAUUGAGCGCUACGCCAGGGCCAAGUUCCUGGACUAUACCACCGACAACAUGAGUAUCUACCCGAGCCCGACUGGUGUGCUGAUUGCGUUUGACCUGGCCUACAACCUGUACAGCGCGUUUGGCCACUGGUUCCCGGGUAUGAAGGUGCUCAUCCAGCAGGCGCUGGCCAAGAUCAUGAAGGCCAACCCUGCGCUGUACGUGCUGCGUGAGCGCAUCCGCAAGGCCCUGCAGCUCUACAGCUCCGAGCCCACUGAGCCGUACCUGUCGUCGCAGAACUACGGCGAGCUCUUCUCCAACCAGAUCAUCUGGUUUGUCGACGACACGAACGUGUACCGUGUAACCAUUCACAAGACAUUUGAAGGUAACUUGACGACUAAGCCGAUCAACGGCGCCAUCUUCAUCUUCAACCCUCGCACUGGACAGCUCUUCCUGAAGAUCAUUCACACCAAGGUCUGGGCGGGACAGAAGCGUCUCAGUCAGUUGGCAAAGUGGAAGACAGCUGAAGAAGUCGCUGCCUUGAUUCGAUCUCUACCAGUAGAGGAGCAGCCUAAACAGAUCAUCGUGACAAGAAAGGCUAUGUUGGAUCCACUUGAGGUUCACUUGCUGGACUUCCCGAACAUUGUCAUCAAGGGUAGCGAGCUGCAGCUUCCUUUCCAAGCCUGUCUGAAGGUUGAGAAGCUCGGUGACUUGAUUUUGAAGGCCACUGAGCCGCAGAUGGUGCUGUUCAAUCUUUACGACGACUGGCUGAAGAGCGUCUCAUCGUACACGGCCUUCUCUCGUUUGAUCCUGAUUCUGCGUGCUCUUCAUGUCAAUAACGAGCGCACCAAGGUCAUUCUGAAGCCGGACAAGACCACAGUUACCGAGUCCCAUCACAUCUGGCCCACACUCAAUGAUGAGGAGUGGAUGCGUGUUGAGUUGGCACUGAAGGACUUGAUCUUGGCUGAUUAUGGCAAGAAGAACAAUGUCAACGUUGCCUCGCUGACCCAGUCUGAAAUCCGUGACAUCAUCCUGGGUAUGGAGAUCUCCGCGCCGUCACAGCAGCGACAGCAGAUCGCCGAAAUUGAGAAGCAGACCAAGGAGCAGUCUCAGCUGACGGCGACGACAACGCGUACGGUCAACGUACACGGUGACGAGAUCAUCUCGACCACCACGUCCAACUACGAGACGGCCACAUUUGCCUCGAAGACGGACUGGCGUGUGCGUGCCAUCUCCGCCACCAAUCUUCAUCUGCGAACCGGUCAUAUCUAUGUGUCGUCUGAUGACAUCAAGGAGACCGGCUUCACCUACGUCCUGCCGAAGAACAUUCUCAAGAAGUUCAUCACAAUCUCAGAUCUGCGAACACAGAUCGCUGGUUAUCUGUAUGGUAUCAGUCCACCAGACAAUCCCCAGGUGAAGGAGGUGCGCUGUAUCGUGAUGGUGCCGCAGUGGGGAACCCACCAGACGGUCCACUUGCCAAAUCAGCUGCCGCAGCACGAAUACCUCAAGGAGCUUGAGCCACUCGGCUGGGUGCACACUCAGCCCAACGAGCUGCCACAGCUGUCGCCGCAGGACGUCACUCUGCAUGCGCGUGUCAUGUCCGACAACCCGACCUGGGACGGCGAGAAGACGAUCAUGAUGACUUGCAGCUUCACGCCCGGCUCCUGCUCCCUGGCCGCGUAUAAGCUGACACCGUCCGGCUUUGAGUGGGGCCGAGCCAACAAGGACACGAGCAGCAAUCCACACGGCUACAUGCCGUCGCAUUAUGAGCGUGUACAGAUGCUGCUGUCUGACCGCUUCCUCGGCUUCUUCAUGACGCCAUCCGGUGGACCGUGGAAUUUCAAUUUCAUGGGUGUCCGUCAUUCGGCUACUAUGCGCUACGAACUGCAGUUGUCCAACCCGAAGGAGUUUUAUCACGAGUCUCACCGCCCAGCUCACUUCCUCAACUUCAGUGGUCUGGAGGAAGGAGAGGUUAUGACAUAUGACCGAGAAGACCACUUUGCAUGAGCAGUGUGUGUUUCCUCUGCUGGUUUGGUUUCAAUUUUGAUUUUAUUUCCCAUUGCCUUGAUUCAUCUAGUCUCAUGUGCCCAGAGGUUUGUCCUGUCUCGUCCAGACUCGGGCAGACAGCUAUUUGUGUGUGUCGGUGCAUGUGUGUAUGUGCCUGUGCUCGAGCUUGUAAAUGCUGUUGUUAUUGCUGUAGCGAAUAAAUUCUCUGCCGUGUCCUGCCUUCGGUUUGUCUCGCUUCCGUUACUCUUGCCUGCUUGCUGUUUGUAUGUGUUUGUGAAUGCUGAUGCGAUAACAAGCAACCUCCGGAUUCCUUUUCGCAUAUUUUUGUUUUCCAACCCUCCAUGUACCAUGAAAACAUAGUUCUCACUCAGAAGCUGUCGUCCUCGUCUCUUGUCUUGUUCAGCUUCGCGCUCACUCCGUAUGAUUGCCUCUUUACUUGAGAGUGCAUCGGCCAUAAGUCUCUUGGACUUCAUACAAUGAUAAUAAAACGUUCAUAACACAUUA